AUGGUUUCCUGCCGCGUCCGUAACCUCAGGGCGCUGAUUAUCAUUGUGUGUGGGCUGCUGUUCAUGAUCAUCACGGGACUGGUCAUCUGGAGGGCUGUGAUCAGGAUCCAGAGAGGAACAUUUACACCCCCAUCGACCAUCCCAAUAGAGUUCUGCAGGCAUGGUGGAACCUGGGAUAAUGGCAGAUGUAUUUGUACAGAAGAAUGGAAAGGUCUGAGAUGUACAAUCGUUAAUUUCUGUGAAGAAAGUAAUUAUGAUAAUUUAACUUUUCGAAAAAUUCCAGCGGGAAAAUAUGGACCUUCCACACAAACAUGUGAAGUAGGCACUCCAAAUGCGGGAUCUCCAAAGGCAACCCGACUGUGCAACCUUACUAAAGAUGGAGAGAUAAAAUUAGAAAAUGCAACAAUAGGAAAUUGUAACGAAAAUCUGGAAACAUUGGAAAAUCAGAUAUGUAAUACCUCACAGCAAGCACAAAAAAUUUCUGCUGAAGCCCAGAUUUUAACAUUUAAUGCUAGUAAAUUAACUGCGGAUAACAUCACUUCUGCUGCUAAUGUGGUUGGAAACAUCUUCAACAGCCCUGCAAAUGAAACUGAGGCAAAAAGAAUUGCUGUAACGACGGUGAGUCAGCUUCUAGAUGCCAGUGAAGAUGAUUUUCAAAGAGCUGCUGAUAGUGAUAAGAAUAAUACCUUUAAAACGCUUAUUGAGCAAAUGGAAAUUUAUUCCUUGUCUUUGAACAACACUUCAGUGGUGGAGCCUAAUAUAGCAAUACAAUCUGUUAAUUUGUCUUCAGAAGACACUGGAGGGUCUGCAGAUGUUCGCUUUACUGUGUUGAGAGGAUCUAGCAAUUCUCUAACUUACAGUUCAAUACAAGUAGAUAAACAAGUGAGUAACCUACAACCAGAUGCACAGACUGAACUCCAGAUUUUGCUCAAGACCAAGCAAGAAAACGUUAAGACAUGUGGCUUUGUAGUAUAUCAAAACAGCAAGUUUUUCCAAUCAAAAACUUUUACAGCUAAAUCAAAUUUUAGUCAAAAAAUUAUCUCAAGCAAAAUUAAUGGAACUGAGAAAGAUCAGAGUAUUUCUGUUGAAAUGGUCUUUAAUCCACAGUUCAAUCAAACUGAAUUCAAACUCAAUUCCUAUGCCUGUGUCUUUUGGAACCUUUCAAGGAAUGAUUGGGACACACGUGGCUGUCUAAAGAACCAGUCCCUUGAUGGGUUCCUGUACUGCAGGUGCAACCACACGACUAAUUUUGCUGUAUUAAUGAGUUUCAUAAAGAACUAUAACUAUCCUAAAUCACUAGAUAUAAUAUCCAACGUCGGAUGUGCACUGUCCAUCAUUGGUUUGGCCCUCACGAUUAUAUUCCAGGUUGCCACCAGAAAAGUCAGAAAAACCUCAGUAACCUGGGUGUUGGUCAGUCUGUGCACAUCGAUGUUGAUUUUCAACCUGCUCUUUCUGUUUGGAAUUGAAAACUCAAAUAAGAACUUAAACACAAAUGAUGAAGGCAGCGAAAAUAAUGAUAAUGUUACUAAUAAUGUGCCCGCAACAGACACCAUCCACAUCCCGAAUCCCACGUGCACUGCAAUUGCUGCUUUACUGCACUAUUUUCUGCUAGCGACAUUUACCUGGAAUGUACUCAGUGCUGCCCAGCUCUAUUUCCUUCUAAUUUGGACCAUGAAGCCUCUUCCUCGACAUUUCAUUGUCUUUAUCUCUUUAAUUGGAUGGGGAUUCCCGGCUAUAGUUGUGGGUAUGACCGUGGGAAUAAUUUAUUCUGUGAAUGGGGACGAUUCACAAUGGGAGUUAAUCUACCGGCAAGAAGAAAUCUGCUGGUUGGCAUUUCAAAAAGACAAUAAUUAUAUACAAAGUCCAUUGCUGUGGUCAUUCUUCUUACUUGUUACCCUUAUCCUCAUCAGCAAUGUUGUUAUAUUUAUUGUCAUCACAGUCAAAGUCCUGUGGAAGAACAACCAGAAUCUGACAAGCACAAAAAAGGUUUCAUGUAUAAAGAAGAUUCUUAGCACAUUAUCUAUUGCAGUGGUUUUUGGAAUUACCUGGGUUCUGGCAUACUUUAUGCUAAUUGAUAAUGAGAACGUCAGUAUCAUCUUCAGCUACAUAUUCUGCCUUUUCAACGCUACUCAGGGAUUUCAAAUUUUUGUCUUCUAUACUGUCAGAACAAAAAUCUUUCUGAGCAAAGCUUCCACAGUGUGGAAGUCACUGUCAUCAUCCGCUGGGAGAGUGAAGUCAGUGCCAUCGGCGUCCCGACUGAAGCUACGUUUAAGGAUGUAUACUCUGGUCAAGUCAUUCCCAACUCUCAAGGAACGCUUUAGGCUACUGGAUCCAUCUGAGUUUACUGAGGAGAUGUCAGUGUCUGAAAGUGGCGAAGCAAACUCAAGCAUAUAGACAGAUAGUAAGAUUAUUACCU
Messenger RNA from Trichechus manatus latirostris (Florida manatee), 2416 nucleotides. It is a transcript of the gene ADGRG7, whose product is annotated as adhesion G protein-coupled receptor G7. Lineage: Eukaryota; Metazoa; Chordata; Mammalia; Sirenia; Trichechidae. Gene Ontology annotation, cellular component: membrane. Gene Ontology annotation, molecular function: G protein-coupled receptor activity. The coding region runs from base 1 to 2394 and encodes 797 amino acids. The transcript is spliced from 16 exons. Gene Ontology annotation, biological process: G protein-coupled receptor signaling pathway; cell surface receptor signaling pathway. The record is from RefSeq and is a predicted model, not a curated record.